AUGGCAUCACAUGAGCCCUCCGAGCAUCUCCCUCAAGCGGUACGCAUUAUACAGCUCCUCCUCCCACGCCUCCUCAUUCCAUCCCUCCUCCUCCCACCCAUCCCCACCAUCCUCUCCCUCGUCCUCCCCCUCCUCUGUCUCUUCGUCCAUCUCCCCCCCUCCCACCCAUCUCCUUCGCCGUCCCUCGCACCUCCCCCCCUGCCCCCCCCACUGUGCGCCUCAUCCCACGUGAACCCCCUCGCACUCCAUCUCUCCUCCCCCAUAUCAUACAACACCUCCUCCUCACCCCCGGCAGAUCAGUGUAACCAACCAUUUCCGCUCUACCUCCUCCCCCUGCCACUCCCCCUCCCCUUCCUCUUCCCCUUACUCUCCUUGCCCAGCCUCCACUCCCUCCUCUCCCUCCUCUCCUCCUCUUCCCCCCCCUCCCUCCUCUCCCUCUCCCCUCUCCCUCCUCCCAUCGCAUUCCCCACUUCCCUUCACCACACUCACCCCCAGACUCAGCAUCAUCCCUCCCCUCCCUCACAACCCUCCGUGGAGCUCUUUUCCUCUUCUGUCUCGAAAAACCCUCUACCCCACCCACUCCUCCCACUCCCCCGUCCCCACCACCGCCCGUCUCUCCUCCCAACUCCAUCCCCUCACCACCCACCCCCCUCCCCCUCCUCCCACCUCCCCCUCUCCCCUCCCUUCCGCUCCCUCCUCCCCCUCCUGCCCCGGCCGCCACUCCCUCCACAUUUUCCACUUCCCCUGCAUGAUCAGCCUCAUCGCCCGAUCCAUCCCCAUCUCUCUCAACCGCUCUCUCUCCUCCUCUGUGAUAUACUCAUACGCUCUCCUCUUCUUCCUCCCCAGCACGAAAUGAAUCGCCUCCGCUGCUGCUGCCGCCUCCUCCCCUUCCUCCCGCUCCCACCGCGCACAAUAAAGCUGGUCUCCCAAGCCGUACCGCUGCUUGAGUGCGGCUGA
Closterium sp. Yama58-4 is the source of this 957-nucleotide messenger RNA. The record is from the annotation of a GenBank genome assembly. NCBI's taxonomy places the organism in Eukaryota, Viridiplantae, Streptophyta, Zygnematophyceae, Desmidiales, Closteriaceae.